Messenger RNA from Podarcis muralis (Common wall lizard), 1548 nucleotides. The record is from RefSeq and is a predicted model, not a curated record. Lineage: Eukaryota; Metazoa; Chordata; Lepidosauria; Squamata; Lacertidae.
AUGGUGACAAAAUUCUACCAGCACAUCCUCGCCUUGGCAUUUGCUGUGAACGAAAUCAACGAGAAUCCUAAGAUCCUACCUAAUGUCACACUUGGAUUCCACAUCUAUGACAGCUACUAUGAUGCAAGGAUGACUUAUCAUACCACUUUGGAGGUGCUCUUCAAAUCACAUAGAUUUGUCCCCAAUUACCAGUGUGACAGACAGAAAAACCUCAUGGCUAUCAUUGGCGGACUUGGCUCUGAUACCUCUAACCUCAUGGCAGAUAUUAUAGGUUUCUAUAAGGUUCCGCAGCUCCAUCACUUUCUUCCCAAGAUUUCAUUUAACAACUCAGCUGGGGAAACCAUUUCCUUUAAUGACAAAUGGGAAAUGGGAGGCGGCUUUGACAUCAUAAACAUGGUCAUAUCUCCAAAUAACUCUUUCCAGAGGGUGAAAGUUGGUUGGAUUGAGCCAGAUGUUCCUGAAGGAAAAGAACUCAUCAUUCAUGAAGAUACAAUUGUUUGGCAAAGUGGUUUCAACCAGGUGAUGCCCAUUUCUUUGUGCAAUGACUACUGCCACCCUGGUAACCAGAAGAAAAGGAAGGAAGGGGAGAAAUUUUGCUGCUAUGAUUGUACUCCAUGUCCAGAGAGGAAGAUUUCCAAUCAGCUGGAUAUGGAUGACUGUUUCACAUGCCCAGAAGAUCAAUUUCCAAGUAAGGAGAAAGAUGAAUGUUUGCCUAAAGUUAUAACCUUUCUUUCUUAUAAAGAACCUUUAGGAAUCACUUUAGCCUUCACUGCUGUUUUUCUUUCCAUUCAUGCAGUCUUGGUGUUAACAAUUUUCAUUAAGCACAGGGAUACACCCAUUGUCAAAGCCAACAACCGAGGCCUCACCUAUACCCUCCUCAUUUCCCUCCUGCUCUGCUUCCUAUCUUCCUUCCUAUUUCUUGGCAAACCUGGGAAAGUGACCUGCCUUCUCCGACAAACAGUGUUUGGCAUCAUCUUCUCAGUGGCUGUUUCUUGUGUAUUGGCCAAAACCACCACUGUAGUGAUAGCUUUCAUGGCCACAAAGCCAGGAUCCAGCAUGAGGAAGUGGAUGGGGAAAAGACAGGGACAGUCUGUUGUCCUUUCCUGCUCACUUAUUCAAGCAAGUAUUUGUACCUUGUGGUUGGCAACCUCUCCCCCAUUCCCUGAUUUAGACAUGCACUCAGUAACUGGAGAAAUCAUUGUGCAAUGUAAUGAAGGGUCAGUUGCCAUGUUUUAUUGUGUCUUGGGUUACAUGGGCUUGUUGGCCAUUUCCAGCUUCACUGUGGCAUUCCUAGCACGCAAGUUACCAGAUAGUUUUAAUGAAGCCAAGUUCAUUACAUUCAGCAUGUUGGUCUUUUGCAGUGUGUGGUUGUCCUUUGUUCCAACCUACCUGAGCACAAGAGGGAAAGACAUGGUAGCUGUGGAGAUCUUCUCCAUCUUAGCUUCCAGUGCUGGGUUACUGGGUUGCAUUUUUGCCCCUAAGUGCUACAUCAUUUUGUUCAGGCCCCAGCUGAACAACAGAGAACAACUAAUAAGAAAAAAAGUUUAA